Messenger RNA from Acaulospora morrowiae, 345 nucleotides. The record is from the annotation of a GenBank genome assembly. NCBI's taxonomy places the organism in Eukaryota, Fungi, Glomeromycota, Glomeromycetes, Diversisporales, Acaulosporaceae.
AUGGACCGGUUUGAAGGGGUCUAUCGCAUGAUGAGUUUGAGCUUCCGAGGGGUUCCACAUCAUGGGGCAGUGUCUUGCAGUUAUAGUCAACAAUAUGGCCGGUCUGCAAUAAGAAUGAACAUUAAACAAAUGAAAUUAUUGAACGUUCUUGAACAGAUGACUCUUCAUAAGGAAAAACCAAAAAAUAUCUGCGGCAGCUAUGAUGUAGAUAUUCAACUUGCAAACUUUUUUAGCCGUAUUACCCUUCGUAAGGAAAAACCAAAAAAUACCUGUGAUGGUGGCGGUUAUAAAGAUAUUCGACAUAUGACGGUUCAUGUAUUUCAAUUCGCAAACUUUUUUAGUCAU